Messenger RNA from Ictalurus punctatus (channel catfish), 1326 nucleotides. RefSeq lists its product as uncharacterized. Gene Ontology annotation, molecular function: cytokine activity. Gene Ontology annotation, biological process: immune response. The coding region runs from base 94 to 753 and encodes 219 amino acids. The transcript has 5 exons. NCBI's taxonomy places the organism in Eukaryota, Metazoa, Chordata, Actinopteri, Siluriformes, Ictaluridae. The record is from RefSeq and is a predicted model, not a curated record. Gene Ontology annotation, cellular component: extracellular region.
CAUCCUUCACUCGUGGAUGCCUACUUAUACCUCGAACCGUUAGAUGGCCAGUAUAGCUGACUGAAAUUGUGAAACAAGUGGAGCUAAGCUAAAAUGUACUUCUAUCUCGGUCUGUACCUCGCUCUGAGCACUUUGGGAAGAUCCGUGCUUCCAGCGCCGUUAAAGGACAUGGAGGUCAUGAGAAGCCCUGAAUUUCAGGACGCUGCCGAGAGCACUCUCAGCUUGAUCAUGAAGAUACUUGGUGAAAUUCCGGCCGUGCACAAAUCACUGAUCCACACUACGACGCUGUCUCUAGACGAGAGCGAUUUGAGCACGCUGCAGUUCUUCAAGGAGUUCCUGGAUUUACCAGAACCAAGUCCUCUUCAGCCCUUCUCUAACAAGUUUAAACUGGACGUUUCCUUGGGCCAGAUAGACGAGGGUCUGAAGUUGCAAGAGACCCUGCUGAAGGUGAUCGGCGAGCUGGCGCACUUUAAGUUCAAGAAGCCGAAGCCGGAGGGACUCCUGUACGACCUGCGAGACGCACUGCUGCACAUCCACAGGAUGCAGCAUUUGAUUAAGGCGGUAAAAGGAGACGAGAAGGUAUCCGAAAGCCGGCUGAAAGAGGAUUUGGAGCCGAAACUAGAAAAGGAAUACACGUCCCAGGUGGCAGCGCAUCUGGCCCUGAUCCGGCUGAGACAUUUCGCCAAGGACGUCAGCCGCAGUCUCCAGAGCAUGAUUAUCUCUCCGGAAGAACAGGGGACUCAAGAUUCAUAAACAAAUCUGUGGAACCUUAAUAACAAACUCUGUAACGAAAACGUUCUGAAGUGCAUUACUACUGGCGAACACGUUUUAUAGUGUAUGGUUUGUUUACAUGAGUUGUCUGUAUCUGCGAGCGCACUGACUUAAAUAACAUAUUUAUGUAUGUAUUUAUUUAUUUAUUAUUUAGACCACGCCCAUAUCAGCGUGGACUCAUGGGAAUUUGAUUAACUUACCGGUUUUCCUUAGUAACUUUGGCAACUUGCCAUGUGAUGAUGAUGAUGUUUAUGAUCUACAUUAGGUCAUUUUUUUUUGCCUGAAUGUAUUUAUAUAUCAAUGUUAAACGUUUAUUCCCUUCUUUUACUGCAGACUAGAAUUAAAUGCUGGACGUAUUUAUUUAUUUACUACCGUUUAGGACGAAUGUAUCUAAUAUAUUUUUUUCCAUUCACAUACAGUAUGUAUGUGUUUUUAUUGUCACAACUACAGUACAAGACAUACUACUAUAUUUUAUUUAAGGAAUAUUUAUUACAUUACUACCGUAUUUUUUUUUUUUAAACAACAACAAUAAAAAUAAAUAAAAUGUAACAAAUC